Messenger RNA from Acaulospora morrowiae, 1998 nucleotides. The record is from the annotation of a GenBank genome assembly. NCBI's taxonomy places the organism in Eukaryota, Fungi, Glomeromycota, Glomeromycetes, Diversisporales, Acaulosporaceae.
AUGGUACGAGUAAAGCAAGAGCUGAUCUCAACAUUCUCAAUAGAUUACUGGGAUAGAGAUCCCAAUUUGUGGGGAGACGUGGUUGACUGGGAUAUUUACUUUGCUAAGAAAAUGCCUUCUUGCACGUCUCGAGAUUCACAUAUGGCCCUGUCUGUCGAGUUGGAUUCAAUUCUUAAAAAAAUUUCUACUGAUAACUUUGCGUACAAGAAGGCUUCGGUUCUUCGCGCCGCCCUAAAGGUCAAGUAUUUUUCUGUGACAAACUCCUGGCAAAAGGAUAUGUGCUACGCCCCGCGACUACGGUCGACUGCUCACCAACCUGACAUGCACGUAUCAUUAUGUUGGGAGUACCUAACCACACCCUGCGACUGCGGUCGAGCGACUUUGUCGCGGAAGGCAACCUGCGGCUUGCUUGAAAUGGGAAGUCCCCUGAACACUUUACAAUUUUAUAGACACUUAUCAACGUUUGCUUCUCUUAUUCUUUGUCCUAUCCAGAAUGGUGGUGGUAAAAUCGACAAAUUUUGGAAGAAGCAUGUGAAUAACAUAAAGAAGAUUGGUCUCGAUAAUCGGAUCAUCAAGGAAAGGAUUAUUAACGUUGCAAUGCAUGCGGCAGAAGAAGAAUUUACCAAAGAGUAUUCACGUAAUUCCAAACAUGAAUCGAGCGCUCUCGACGAUGAGGAAUAUCAAAGCAGCAAUGACGAAGAGAUUUCUCUCGUGCAGGUGGAACACGAUGUACUUGGGAUUUGCGAGGAAACAAUGAACAAUAAAAUGAAGGAAGUAAAAAAGUCUGGAUCGUCCACCACUAGAGCAAAACGUAAAGAUCGAUAUGAAAAGCCUGGAACACAAGAGGAAUCAGCCGAGGUUUCUGCUAGCAAAAGGUCUCGGCAAGAACAGCGCUAUGCAGGAAUGGACCAGAGUCGGUUCUGGGUUCUACGCUCUGGGCGUUCGGUGGAAGAGAUCCUCCAAAGAGCUUGCCUCCAGGAAGACGCGACGGUCAUGAUACGGUCCUUUACUAUCGAUUUCUCUUGCGCAGUAACAGAGAAUUUGUUCAGUGAGGAUGAAUGGGAGGAGAUUAUGGAAAAGAAUGUCUUUGAGUUACCGGAGUUGCCUCCCUCAACCAUCAGUUUUCUGUUGAGGAUGAAGAAGGCAUUGGUCAAAAGGGACCCUGCAUGUCAAGUACCACUGCCAGACAUUGACAAGUUUGCCUGCACUUUGGUCCAGGAUUCCUGCAAGAUUUGGUACAAUGAUCAUGACAUGUUUGCAGCGCAGAGGCUCUACAGCAAGACCCCGUCACUGUUUAGUAUGAAUGAUCUUUCGGAGGCUUUUUGGGCUCACAAUUCUUGGCCAUUGCUGACCGAGCUCCUGGACGACAUGGACAAUCUGUGUAUGAUUGAUAGGGAAAAGUCAGGCAUUGAGAGUGGAAAGCGACGUAACUCUGAUCGGAAAUAUCACUCCGAUACUCAAACACCAAAAAAGCGAGUUGGACGGAAGGUUGAUUUAGUCGUCCGUGAUGUUGUCCAAAAAAAAGAUUACAUGAUUGUGGAGCGCAUGAAGGACUGGGAUGAAUAUUCCACUAAAUUCCUCAAGGAGACAAGUGUUGAUUUGUUUCGUGAGACGCACACCAUUAUGAUGCACAGACUACAAGAUACCGGAAAUGAAGAGCUUUGGGACAAAGGUCGAUUUUUUGGCAUCCAUACGGGCAGCCGUGGAUUCCAAACAUUUGAGCUGCGACCAGCAGGAGGCCUGUCAUAUGUGUCUUUGUUUCAUGGAUACCCUAUAUAUCAACUGCCUACCUCAAUUCAGGACAUGAAGCCACAAAUCCAGGGCCUGGUCCAUAUUCUCCAAGUUCGCCAAUUAAUGUCGGAUACGAUAACUCUGGAUCGCAGACAUCCGAGAAUGAGGGGGGACGGAAAGCAGGAGGAUUCCAACUGGUAUGGCUCAACCUACACUCGACUAGACGCCUCUAUUAAUCUCGUGUCGUCUCCCCUCGGCCCGGAAUAA